Messenger RNA from Onthophagus taurus, 1853 nucleotides. RefSeq names its product calcitonin receptor. Lineage: Eukaryota; Metazoa; Arthropoda; Insecta; Coleoptera; Scarabaeidae. Gene Ontology annotation, molecular function: G protein-coupled peptide receptor activity. Gene Ontology annotation, cellular component: plasma membrane. Gene Ontology annotation, biological process: cell surface receptor signaling pathway; adenylate cyclase-modulating G protein-coupled receptor signaling pathway. The record is from RefSeq and is a predicted model, not a curated record.
UUAUCCUGCGCACGUUAAACAGUUCGGUACCCGUUUACAUUUACCUUAUUAACACUUUCGCCGAUUCAAAAAAAGAAUUAGAAAAUAAGAAUCAACCCGAACGUGUCUAUUUAGUACUUAAAUUUAAUUAUAGUGAAUUAGUUUUAAAUGUGUACGUUUAAGAUGGUUUGAAACUUUUAAAUUAAGAAAAAAACUUUGUGUCAACAAGAAACACCAUGGAAAACGAAGUAAAAAUGACCAACUCUGAGAGUAUUUACGAACAAAUAAAAUCGAUAUGUGCGAGUUUGAACCGAACAAAUGUUAAUACAACGGACCAAGGGUAUUGUCCACUUAAAUUGGACACAAUGGGCUUUUGUUGGCCACCUCUAGAAAUAAAUGGCACCAUUGAACUACCUUGUCACAGCAAAAAUACGACCCAACAAACCUAUGCAUUAGGGAUUUGUCAAUCCAAUGGAACGUGGUUGUUUAAUAGAGCAAAUUGUACAGAUAUCGAUACUUUAGAGUUUUACAAUCUCAUCAACAAACUCUACGUAAUUGGAUACUCAAUCUCGUUGGUCUCGCUUAUUAUAUCCUUGGCCAUAUUUCUUGUUUUCAGACUGCUAAUUGAUAGGAUAGAAAACGCACACCCUAUUGUAGAACACAAAAGAUCAUUAAGAUGUACUAGAAUAAGACUUCAUAUCCAUUUAUUUAUUUCGUUCGUUCUUAAUAAUGUUAUUUGGAUUCUUUGGUACACUGAAGUGAUUUGGAAAGCUGAUGAAGGUGUAACAUUAAUAAAUCCUAUUUGGUGCCAACUUUUAUUUUUAGCUAAAACUUACACGAUGCUCACAAAUUAUACCUGGAUGUUUUGCGAAGCGCUUUAUUUACAUUUAUCACUUGUCGUUGUUUUUGUACGAGACGAAGUUGCAAUGAGAUAUUUUAUAGCAAUCGGUUGGGGUCUUCCUUUAAUUAUAACAACAUCUUAUGCAUGUGUCAGAAUUUUCGUUCAUGAAAACACGGAACAAUGUUGGAUGUAUUAUAAUAAUUCUUGGAGUGAAUGGAUUUUAAUUGUUCCAGUUGGAUUAUCACUUAUUGCAUCAUUUAUAUUUUUAAUCAACGUUUUAAAAGUCAUUUUAAACGUUAUGCACCCUCGAUCGUCAGAUCCCGCUAUGGCUGGAAUAAAAAGAGCUGCAAGAGCCGCUAUUAUUUUAGUACCACUUUUUGGUCUUCACUUUUUAUUAAUUCCUUUCAGACCAAGUACACCACCUUAUGUCUACAUUUACGAGUACAUUUCUGUAUUAUUAAUAGCACCCCAGGGAUUUUGCGUAUGCUGUUUAUUCUGUUUUGCAAACCAUGACGUACACCAAGCGAUAACAUCUUUCAUCCAUCGUCAGCUUCAUUCGUCCCGUUGGAGUUACUAUUAUUAUUCAGGAGGAGCGGACAGCGCCGGGGUUUACGUAAUCAACAAUCACACCCAGAGUAAUAAUUUUGCUCUUAUAUGACACAAGAGACGUUCGACCCAGUCGAUUCGAACCACCGAGAUCCAAAUGAAAAACCUUAAUAAACUCAGCGAAGAAAUCAGCGAAUUGGUUUAAAGUUAAACGAAAAAAAUUAACCUGUUGGUUUUAGCAACGUUGAUUUUAAAAUAAACUCGAGAAAGACUCGAAUAAAGUGUUUGUAAAGGAUUAAGUGAAUAACUUUAUGCCGAGAAACUUUAUCUGUUUGCGUAGAUGAUGAUACGGGUGAUAUUAAUGUUUCAAAAGAUGUGUUUUAGUUAAGUAAAUUAAUUAAUUAAGUAAAUGUGUUUAAAGUAUUAGAUGUUUCAUUGUAAAAGAAAUUUAACUUAUCGAUGUAAAUUGAAAUAAAAAAUAUAUAUA